GAUUAGCUUAGACACUGAGCGAGAGCAAGCGAGCCAGAGAGAGAGUGACCAAAGUAUGACGAGCGUGAGUGGGUGUGGGUCGGUGAGUCUGAUUACUAACCGCAGUGCGUUUCUCGGAAACGGACUUCAACACCGUGCCGUUUUUCUGAAGCCAUGGUCUUCUUCGUCUUCGCUUCAGUCUCGGUCCUUGGUCGUCGAAUCCAAAACCAAAACCAGCAGCGAAGACCGAAUCGCCCGCCAUUCUCGUAUCCGUAAGAAGGUUAACGGUACAACAGAGAGGCCGAGGCUCUGCGUUUUCCGUUCAAACAAGCAUCUUUAUGUUCAAGUGAUUGAUGAUAGUAAGAUGCACACCUUAGCUUCAGCCUCAACUAAGCAGAAACCUAUCUCUGAAGAGUUUGACUACACCUCUGGACCAACCAUUGAGGUAGCAAAGAAAGUUGGGGAAGUGAUAGCAAAAUCUUGCUUGGAGAAAGGUAUCACAAAGGUAGCCUUUGACCGUGGUGGUUACCCUUACCAUGGACGUAUUGAGGCUCUUGCUGCUGCAGCACGCGAACACGGUCUUCAGUUUUAACCCUCCGUUUUUCUUUCCUUCUUUCGUUUUCGAGGAACCGCGCCUAUGAAUGUAGAGAACCCAUUUCCCCUCAAUUGCAAAUGUUGAAUUUUUUUCUAUAAUUUUGAUAUAGCCUAAACCAAAGGCCCUGAAGAACAAA
This is a messenger RNA of Capsella rubella, 710 nucleotides long. Its product is annotated as 50S ribosomal protein L18, chloroplastic. Gene Ontology annotation, molecular function: 5S rRNA binding; structural constituent of ribosome. Gene Ontology annotation, biological process: translation. The coding region runs from base 56 to 571 and encodes 171 amino acids. The transcript is spliced from 3 exons. The record is from RefSeq and is a predicted model, not a curated record. Lineage: Eukaryota; Viridiplantae; Streptophyta; Magnoliopsida; Brassicales; Brassicaceae. Gene Ontology annotation, cellular component: ribosome.